Alligator sinensis (Chinese alligator) is the source of this 1039-nucleotide messenger RNA. RefSeq names its product avidin-like. Gene Ontology annotation, molecular function: biotin binding. The transcript has 4 exons. The record is from RefSeq and is a predicted model, not a curated record. Lineage: Eukaryota; Metazoa; Chordata; Crocodylia; Alligatoridae. The coding region runs from base 57 to 563 and encodes 168 amino acids.
CUCAGCCCUAUUUAGACGGGCUGCGUGCAGAGCCCCGGGCACAGGCACCGGGUGCAAUGGGGAACAGCGGCCUGGCUCUCCUCGCCCUGGCGUUGGUGACCCUCGGCACCACGGCACACAGAAAGUGCCAGCUGUCAGGGCUGUGGCAGAACGAGCUGGGCUCCCUGAUGGAAAUCCACGAACGGAGCAAGGACCGAGAGCUCACGGGCAGGUACCUCACUGGCGUGACGGCCACGAGCAACUGCAUCCACCAGGUGCUCCUGCAGGGCUCCUGGCACGGCCCCGCGCGAAGGGUGCUCCCUACCUUCGGCUUCAUCGUCACCUGGGAGAAGUUCUCGAACUCGACCACUGCCUUCGUGGGCCAGUGCUUCAUGGACGAGAGUGGGCAGGAGACACUGAGAACCACGUGGUUGCUGUGGGAGGAGGUCGAAUCUCCAAAGGACGACUGGAAAGCAAUUAGGGUCGGCACCAACGUCUUCACCCGCAGACCGAAUCCAGGCCCGGGCCACAUCCUGGACACCAUGACUCCGUCCUGCGAGUUGCCCCCCUCCGAGGCGCAGUGAACGCGCUCCUGCUCUCAACCUGGAGCCGCCCGGCAUCUCCUGCGUCCUCGUCUCCAUCACGCAGGGGCUGCUGCUGGCCACAGCCACCUCCCCUCCUCUGCGCCCCGCUCGCUGCGACCCCUUCCCCGACUCGCCGCCGCGCCCUGCGUCUCCGUCUCCCCAGGACAGCUCCAGCUCUGGCCGCAGAUGCGCCUCCUCUCGCUGCUGCUCUGGGCUCUUGGGCUUGAGCUCCUGCUGAGCCCCGGCUUUCCCCUCCCUGGACUCUCCCCCGUGAGCCAGGCCCUUCCUGGGACAGCCGCGGGCUGGCUCCCGUCCUCAGCCUGUCACCGACGGCAGAGACCAGCCCAGCUCCUUCGUCCUCCCCGUGGGUGCUCGGGGCUCUGUUCUGCUGACCUCACGUCGGCCCUGCCCGCGCCAUCCUGCACGGCGCCAAGUAAAUGGGUUUUCUAGUGGGGGACAUCAUGUGUGUGAGUUUA